Molecule: messenger RNA, 2762 nt
Organism: Sorghum bicolor (sorghum)
Lineage: Eukaryota; Viridiplantae; Streptophyta; Magnoliopsida; Poales; Poaceae
Product: WD repeat-containing protein 70
Exons: 8
Coding region: 412-2298 (628 amino acids)
Biological process (GO): regulation of DNA double-strand break processing
Cellular component (GO): site of double-strand break; nucleus
Molecular function (GO): protein binding
Source: RefSeq, a predicted model, not a curated record
UGGGCUUUAGAGAAAAUAAUUAAAAUGUUUGUGCAUUCUACAAGUGAGGGCAACAAUGUCUUUUUUCACUUGCAGUUAGUUGUUGCUACAGGCAAAAUAGAUGGAAGUGGCACGUAGAGAAAAGAAGUUUCGUGCAAGAAUAUAGGAGAAUUUUUGAAAUUUUCAGUAAUAUACAAAUGAUUUUGAUCUUUUAUAAUAGCACACAGGUAAAAAGGCUCGUGAUAAUUUGGGAGGAGGGAGUAGAAAACAGUUCCCACAGCAAACAGGUUUUAACGAGCAAGACAGCACGCUGAAGCCUUUGUACAGGCACCGACUCGCUCGACCGGUUUUGGAACACACGAACCCGCAUCUCUCCUGAGCUGGCAACCUCGCGCAGAGCUAGCAGACCUCGCCGGCGGCGACCGUGUGCCCAUGGCUGACGGGGCCGAGAUGGACGAGGAGGCUAUGCGAGCCUUCUUUCCGCUCUCUUUCGGCAAGGCGCCGGCUCGGCCCGGCUCUGCGGCCUCCUCCGCCCACUCCUCCACCCUUCGCAAGCCUCAAAACCCUAGUAACCCCAAGCCCCCCGCCUCUACCGCCACGGACGACGAUGGAGCCGCUAUGAUUGGUCCCCCUCGGCCGCCGCCGGCGCCCGCGGAGGAGGACGACGACGACAAGGACCGCGGCGGCGUCAUGAUCGGGCCGCCUCGGCCACCGCCGCCCUCAGCUCGCGGCGAGGGGAACGACGACGAUGGCGACGGCAUGAUUGGGCCGCCUAGGCCGCCGCCAGCGGAUGAUGAAGACGUCGAUGAUGAUGAUGAUGACGAGGAGGACGACGGCGAGGAGAUGGAGGAUGACGGCGAGGGUGGAUUCAAUCGGAUCCCUCUCAGCAACGAAAUUGUUCUGCGGGGGCACACUAAGGUUGUCUCAGCCCUUGCUGUUGACCAUACAGGAUCCAGAGUGCUCUCUGGUAGCUAUGAUUAUACAGUGCGUAUGUACGACUUCCAGGGUAUGAAUUCAAAGCUUCAGUCAUUCAGACAAUUGGAACCCUUUGAGGGCCAUCAAGUUCGUAGCCUAAGUUGGAGUCCAACAUCUGAUCGAUUCUUAUGUGUUACUGGUUCAGCUCAGGCCAAGAUUUAUGACAGGGAUGGGCUUACACUAGGAGAGUUUGUUAAGGGUGAUAUGUAUAUUCGUGAUCUGAAGAAUACAAAAGGCCAUAUCUCCGGGCUUACAGGUGGUGAGUGGAAUCCGAAGUCAAAAGAGACCAUUCUGACAUCAUCUGAGGAUGGCUCCAUACGCCUCUGGGAUGUGUCUGACUUUAAAAGUCAGAAGCAGGUCAUCAAACCUAAGCUGGUAAGACCAAUGCGGAUUCCUGUUACAUCAUGUGCAUGGGACCAUGAAGGAAAACGAAUUGUGGGUGGCAUAGGAGAUGGUUCUAUACAGGUCUGGACCAUAAAAGCUGGAUGGGGUAGCAGACCAGAUAUCCAUGUUGAGAAAACACACACAGAGGAUAUUACUGGGGUUAAAUUUUCAACAGAUGGACAGAUUCUUCUGUCAAGAAGUAUGGAUAGUACUCUUAAGAUAUGGGAUUUGAGAAAAAUGAAAACUCCUUUGAAAGUAUUUGAAGAUCUGCCAAAUCACUAUGCUGAGACAAAUGCAGCCUUUAGCCCAGAUGAGCAGCUUAUUUUUACUGGAACAUCUAUUGAAAAAGAUGGUGACAAUGGGGGAUUACUUUGUUUCUUUGAUAGAAAGAAACUUGAGCUUGUAUCGAGGGUGGGAAUUUCACCACAGUACAGUGUGAUAAGGUGCCUCUGGCAUCCAAGAAUCAACCAGGUGUUUGCAACAGUUGGAGACAAGAAAGAAGGCGGGACUCAUAUCCUGUAUGAUCCUUCUAUUAGUCAAAGGGGAGCUCUUGUAUGUGUUGGACGAGCACCAAGGAAAAAGUCUGUUGAUGAUUUUGAGGUGCAACCUGUCAUACACAAUCCACAUGCAUUGCCACUUUUCCGAGAUCAACCAAGUCGCAAACGCCAAAGAGAGAAGAUACUGAAAGACCCGCUCAAAUCACACAAGCCAGAAGCACCUGUUAAUGGUCCAGGAUAUGGUGGAAGAGUGGGUACUACAAAAGGCAGUUUGCUGACACAGUACCUCUUGAAGGAAGGUGGUUUAAUUAAGGAGACCUGGAUGGAUGAAGAUCCAAGAGAAGCGAUUUUGAAGUAUGCUGAUGCUGCAGAGAAAGACCCAAAGUUUAUUGCGCCAGCUUAUUCUCAAACCCAGCCGAAACCUGUUUUUGCAGAGUCUGAUUCAGACAAUGAAGAGAAAUAACCAUGUGCCUGGUUACCUAAGCAAGCAUGCACCUGCAUUCUAUUUUCUGACAGCUGUCUCUUGCUGAGCUUAUUGCACAAACCCAGUAACCUACUUUUUAACAGUGGAGAAACAAAAGAGCAUAUUUUAGGGUCUUGAAGGCAAAAUAGGUACCACAAGUCUUUUCAGUAACGUCUAAUUUUUGGAAUGGAUGAUAGGAGCUCUGCCCCUUAAUUACAGAUGGAUAGGAUUAAGUAAUUACAACACUUGAGCACUAAAGCCUCUAUGAUUUGUUUGAUGUUGUACCCACUGUAUGUACUUGGGUGUAAAAGAGUGGCAAAUUUAUUUACAUGCCUUAAACAUAACUGUAGUGCUGAAUGUACCGCUCUGUUUUCUUGAGUUUAUCUGUCGAAUCUGCCGGUCAUUCCACAUUAUUUUUCGCUCACAACAAGUUUGCCUUUGUUUGCUUGGGAGAAUUAGUUUUA